Aspergillus niger is the source of this 1011-nucleotide messenger RNA. RefSeq lists its product as hypothetical. The record is from RefSeq and is a predicted model, not a curated record. The transcript is spliced from 7 exons. Bases 1 to 1011 code for a protein of 336 amino acids. Lineage: Eukaryota; Fungi; Ascomycota; Eurotiomycetes; Eurotiales; Aspergillaceae.
AUGCAGGAUUACUCCACUGCGGAGCAACUUGGACAGACGGGGGGCUAUCCAUCAUCAAUGACCUUCCCAAAGCGGGCAAAUGUGGGUGGCAAGAGCCGGUGUUAUCGCCAAGGUAUGAACGGAGACGUGGGUUUAGGAGUUUCUCUUCGGCCGGUCUUACUUGGCGACCAGGCGGAGCUACCAAGAUCUGCAUACAUGACGUGGGCCCGGCGUGGUGAUGAAAUUCCAGAACAAGCAUGCUUUCCAGGCCAUCCUGGACUACGACUAGCGCCUGCACCUCAAGAGCUGACGGAUUUAGUCAACUUAGCAUACAGAUUUCCAGCGAAUGGUGUGUUUGAAGGACCGGGCACGCCUGUCAUGCGCAAGGGUCUAGAUGGAAGCGGAGCCCGUGAUAAGGGAGCUGAGCAGGCUAUUCAGUGGCGCCGUGGCGGAGCGUUGGGCUACAUGAAGCUAAGCUGUGAUCAACACGGAGAGGCCCGAUGCAACGCGAGACGGCAAGGCAGGUCAUCAAUUGACGACUCAGGGCGCCAGGGGAGCACGCACGCGCACCAGUAUGAGCAAUCUGAGAUCAGCCUGAUUGGCGAACUGCUCAGGUGUAGUGGGUUACUAUGGAUCUCGGGGAUCUACAUCAGGCCCAUACGCACUAAGAAGGGGGCUGGCCAGCCUCGCUGGGCUGGUUCCACCGUGGCUGCAGAUUGCGGAAUUGGGGGUGGAGUGAAGCUAUACCAAGACAUCCUGAGAGAGCUCCCACGGGAGUCGCAAACCACAACUCCACAGGGGAGGUGGAUAGGGAGAAAAGGAGUAGCUGCGCAAACAGGAUCACAGUGGAAAUCGCGGAUGGAGCAAGAUGAGACCUUGAACUGGAUCUCCACCAACUUUCUCCUCUUCCUCCGUGGGACUCCGUUCUACUAUCUACUACUAACAGUACUAACUGUCGACAGGAAUAACUGUGCUGAAGGGCUAACCUCACUAGUAGCUGUUCAUCAGCCCCCCGAAAAUCAAAUUCGAUAG